AUGAGUAAAGACCACAGAACGAAUAUAAGGCGAGAGGUAGCAAAGGCUAUGCUAUCACCUGUACGCGCAAAUACAUACCCACAAAUGCGCAGAAAGGCAUAUACCAAGAGGCAGUCUCUUGACUUGACACCGGACGCCCCCAACCAGACGUCUCCUAACGCAACCUCAUGCCGUUAUGACAGUUCGCUUGGCUUGCUUACCAAAAAAUUUGUCUGCCUACUCAAAGAAUCCAAAGACGGCGAUUUAGAUCUCAACACAGCAGCCACCGCAUUAAAUGUUCAGAAACGAAGGAUUUAUGAUAUAACAAACGUACUCGAAGGUGUCUGUUUAAUCGAAAAGAAUUCAAAGAAUCAUGUCAGGUGGAAAGGCCCACCACAACAAACCGCAAUGGGUUUACGAACAGAUUAUAAAAAGCGAAUCGAAGCACUAAAAAAAGCCAAUGCAGCUCUUGGGUUGCAGAAACGACAACUAGAAAAAACGAGUGAAAUAAUUGAAUCAGAUAUGAAAGCUAUUUUUGAAAACGAGCAGACACGCAGACUAGCCGUGGUGUACCAAUCCGAUAUUGAGAAUGUCACUGCUCCACGAGACGAGCUUGUCAUUGCUGUUAAUACCUGCAACAGAGCCGAAUUACAAAUUCCCGACCCAGUCGAGGUCGACCAACCAAACCAACAAGGAUACAAAGUUCAUGUCUAUCAACCACCAAACGAUACAGUCAACAUAUACAACUUAACAUCAUCCCAUCCGAACGUUACGACUAGCAAUCGGUUAAAAGAGUACGAGUUUGGAUAUGCAAGACAGAAUUCGCGUGAUUUAUUAAGAUUUGACGAUUAUAAUUAUCAGAGACGUGUAACAACAGAGUUUAGAAUGUGUUGA
Molecule: messenger RNA, 873 nt
Organism: Paraglomus brasilianum
Lineage: Eukaryota; Fungi; Glomeromycota; Glomeromycetes; Paraglomerales; Paraglomeraceae
Source: the annotation of a GenBank genome assembly